Molecule: messenger RNA, 471 nt
Organism: Lodderomyces theae
Lineage: Eukaryota; Fungi; Ascomycota; Pichiomycetes; Serinales; Debaryomycetaceae
Product: mitochondrial 54S ribosomal protein mL59
Exons: 1
Coding region: 1-471 (156 amino acids)
Cellular component (GO): mitochondrial large ribosomal subunit
Molecular function (GO): structural constituent of ribosome
Source: RefSeq, a predicted model, not a curated record
AUGUCUCUUACGGCCAAGGAGGCGUUUGCAAAGCUUCCUCAGAAGCUACAUAACUUUUUCAUCAAGUACCCACCAAGACCAUUUUCUGAGUACAAGAACGGACCAUCGGUGAUAUCUGACCCAAAGAAAAAUCCCUUUUUCCCAAACAAGAAUACAGAGACAGGAAGGUGGCACGGCUCGCUUUAUUCACGUAGAAGAUCUGCUGACUUGUUCAAAUUGGCUAAGAAGUUUGGCAUACAAGACCUUUUACCACCAACCCCAAGGAAGUUCCACGAGGACAAAUACAACAACAAGAAGUGGAUGCAAGGUAUGGUUCAACCAGCAGGCAGAGCUGAUCAAGCGGAAUUGGAGGAGAAGUUUAAGAAGAGAGAAGAAGCAAUUAAGAACAUGGACAAGAUCAUUGCCAAGGCAAGACCAGGUUAUAAGAAAUUGUUAAAGAAGAGAGAAGAAAGAAAGCCUACAUGGUUUUGA